AUGCAAGCCCUCCGCCCCACAACCCUCUCCUCCUCCCAAACCCCUUCCCCGCAAUAUGUCCGCCCCGGCGACUCUGUCGACAACGCUCCGAGAUAUUCGAGGCCCAUCCCGCCUUCCUGGGCGCAGCAGCCGGGCUGGAAACCGAAAGGCAAGGGACCGAUGAGCACGAGGCAUGGGCUGGAUGAGCUUGAUUUGAGGAAUACGGUCUAUAAUACGAAUAUACCGUAUGAAGAGCCGGUUGGGAGUUCGACUGCUCCUUCAAUGCCUUUUUCGAAGCCUUCGAGCACGCCGACAUCGAACGGCUCGUCAGCAAACCUCCAAAGUCCGAGGUCGGACCCUCCCACAGCCCCCCAAACACGCGCCAUCCCAACCCAACCCACCCCGCCUCCAGCCCCACCCGCAACAUCUUCCUCCUACGCCCCACCGCCCAUGAGAGAACCUACCCCGCCCCCACCAGAGCCCGAACCAAGCGACCUCUACCGCGCGUACUCGCACCUCAAAAACCUCUCCUCCCGCCCUGAAAACUACUCGAACCCUGCUCUGAGCGGGGUGUACGGUUCGAGUGUGGGGGUGACGCUGCCGAGUACGAGUGGGGGCCAGGCGGGUAAUGUGAGGGUUGUCAAUGUACCCCGCGUGCCCGGGCAGGGUGUCGGUGCCGGGCAAGGGACAGGGACAGGGCAAGGGGGGUCGGUGUGGGAGCAGAAGAUUGGAUUUGAAAAACCUAUGAAGAUGUGGGAUGAACCCGAGACGAUGAAAGGCAUCUGGGAGCAGUGGCUCGAGUCGCAUAUCGAAGAUGUGGAUGAUGAAAUCGCACAAUGGACGGCCAACAUCGGGCGGAAUCUGUCUUCGGUGAGAGAGACGUAUCAUCGGCAGGAUGAAGCGUGGGGCGACGCCGCUUCAGCGCUGAAUGAUACGCUGAAAAGCAUGUCGACAUACGACCCCAGAAACCCUGCGGUGCAGGGUAUGAAACAAGGUCUCGCAGAUGUCAUGGGGAGUAUGAAUGGCUUGAAGAGUGAGAUGGAUAAGGGGCGAACGGCGACGUUUGAAUGGCUGCAUAAGAGUCAUCUGGAGCGGUAUAAGGCGGCGCAGAGGGGGAGGGUGUAUGGAGAUUAUCUGGUUGAUACGGAGAGGGGUGAUUUGGAGUUUGAGGAGGCGGAGGAGAUUUGGAAGAAGGAGAAGAAGGCUGCUUUUAGGAGUGAUCCGUCUGGUCAGAGAGAAGAGUCGCCGUUCGAUCAAUACAUGUCAUCCCGCACGGGCACGUCUCCAUCAUCCGUCCACCCUUCCAUCGUCGCUUCUCACCUAGCCACCUUGUUCAGCCAAAAUCCUCUACUACACCGCAGAGCGCAGAUGGACCCGGAGAUGAUGAAGCGGUUGUAUGAUGAUGUUGCACAGACGUUGGAGGGGCAGCAGGAGGAUGACGAGAGUACUGAAGAGGAGAUGGGGGGUUGGUUUGCACAGCAACGUCAGCCGUCUGGUCAAUCUUUUCCUAGCAACAAUGGGGCAAGUAGAUUCGGGCAGGGACAGACUUCGUUUGGUAGUCAUCCUCAAGCUUUUUUCAGAGGGCCUGGGGUAUCGUUUGCACAGCCACAGACGCAGCAGCAGUCCCCGUUCAACCGCUUCCGACCGCCUUCUCCAGAAAUGCCACCCCCGGGCCGUAGCGCGCCUUCCCCAGGCAACGUCUCUCAAGAGACUAUUAGCGUUCUGCAAGAAGUUUUACGAACCAACCCUCAGCUCCGAACUGCUGCUUCUCAAAAUCCCGAGAUAUUGAGGAAUUUGGUGAGUCAGAUUGAGAGUCAGACGGGCUCGCGUCAGCAACAGACGACCCCUGGACCUUCUCAAACGUCUUCUUUUGGUUUCCCGGAUAGUCAGUUCGGUAGAACACAGCCCACGCGGCCUCAACAGCAGAACUUCAACUCCGCUUUCCCGGGUGGCAGGUUCGCACAGCCUGAAGAGCCGUACUUUGAGCCACAAUCGAAACCGUCUUUCGGGUCGAAUCCGUCUUUCGGAUCACAGCCGUCAUUUGGGAGCCAGUCGCAACAUCAGUCACAAUAUAACAGCGGCUUCCAACCUAGUGCUUCUUCCGGAAACCCGCCUCCCCAAAGCAAACCUCAGCAGACGCAAUCGAAAGCUUGGACCUACAUCGGCCGUGCUGCUACCCUCAUAAAUCAAAUGAUGCAAAACAACCCUCGAAUGCAAGAUACGGCUCGGAAGAAUCCGAGCGUUGUGGAGACUUUGGUGCAUGAGUUGGCUUCAAAGUUUGCUAGGGAGGCGUCUCAGGGUGAAGAAUCGCAACAAGAUGAGCCACCAGGCAGGUACGCCCAGCCUCCUUCGACGUCGUCUUUCGGUGGUUUUAGUCGUCCUCAAACCACUCCACAAUCUCAGUCGUCGUUCAAUGACUUUGCUAGCUCAACGCCAUCCUAUGCCCAAGGAGGGGCGGGUCGUCAUUAUACGGAUGAAGCAUCUGAAAAACCUCCUACAUCCCGCUUCGGAUCGUUCUUCGGUCGUCGCCCUGCUGCUCAGCAACCACCACCAGCGCAAACGAGACCCCAAACGCCAUCCAGCUCUUUCGGUGGUCCUCAAUCUGGUCCUUCUCAGUUCCAGCCUCAGUCGCAGACGCAGUCUCAGUACUCGAAACCUAGCUUCAACAGUUCGGGCUUUACUGGAAGCACGGCCGGGCCACAGCAGUUUAGAUCUAUGGGCGGACCAUCAGUGGGGAGAGGAGGAGGGGUGUGGGGAAGCAAGGCGUGA
Cryptococcus wingfieldii CBS 7118 is the source of this 2748-nucleotide messenger RNA. RefSeq lists its product as hypothetical. The transcript has 2 exons. Bases 1 to 2748 code for a protein of 915 amino acids. Lineage: Eukaryota; Fungi; Basidiomycota; Tremellomycetes; Tremellales; Cryptococcaceae. The record is from RefSeq and is a predicted model, not a curated record.